CCCUUACUGGUGUUUGUCGCGAUCUUACCAACAUCAACAUUACUGAAGCAAUCCUCGCAGGUCAACAGAUAAAGAAUGGGCUUCUGUCGGAGGUGCGGGAAUAUUGUCAUAGGAGAACGGUGUAAAUGUGGUGGCACAGCAGUUGCCCCCGUAGUGCAAUGGACAACUUCCAAAGAGCCCGCUGCAGACAGAUGGUCUCAGACUUACGUUUCUCGUGAGAGGUCUCCGAUUCGACCUCCCAGCCGCGCACAACCAUUCAACUCCGACUCUACCUUUCCGACCGCCAGUGAAAGUGUUAUCCCAGACGCCUCGUCUUCACUCCUGGAACGUCUACCCCGAAAGUACUCUAUCACUUCUCCUUUCGGAAACCGCACUUCUGUACACAUUGGAUCAAGUACAUCGCGGCCUGCCUCACCGCUGAAGCACUCAGUGUCGUUAAGCAACAUCCAUCACGAAGCCCCUCCAUCACCAACAACUAUCUCCGCUGCUGCAGGAGUCCUUCCUUCCCCAUACGCACCCGAACUUUCCAAAGCUUAUGGGUCAGUCCUUCAGCCCAAAGAAUCCCUUGCAUCCUACUGCUGCGCUAUCUGCUCCGCUGAAUUCCCACCAGACGCGACCAUAUACCCAGACCCUUCUGCUCCCGCAAUAGAUACAGACCGAUUCCUGUGUCGACAAUGCUUCGUCAAGCACGGUGGAUCCAAAGGCGACUGCCCUUCGUGUGAUCGUCCAGUGCUCAUUGUGAAGAGCGAGGGUGGUUUCGUGGAAACGUCAGGCCGUGUUUGGCACAAAAGAUGCUUUUGCUGUGACGGGUGUCACAAAAACAUUGGCGACACUCCUAUGGUCGACAUAUUAGGUCGACCAUCCUGCGCAGACUGUUUCGAAAGUUGCUUGCAGAGGGACAAUACGCCUUCCAAACCUCACCAAUCUCCAGGAAUAGAGAGAAUAGAGCGAAGUCACGUAGGCCGCUUCCGCAGAGACUCGACAAGUUGGCAAGGAAGCCCUGCAAUCGAUGAACUAGAACAGCGACUCGGAAUAAUGAAGAGUAGAGAAGGUAGCCCCGUGAUGGAAGAGCUCACGGCACGCUUAAAUGCAGUGCUCAAUCGCACACCUUCCAAAGAUGCAUCUCCGACACCAAGUGCCCUUGGUGCCUCAAUGUCGCGUUAUACCAAUGCGAAUUAUCGGGGAGAAAGUCCUAUUCCUGGUCGUAUUUCGGAGAGGAAGUUGCCCCAAACAUUUUCUCCAAUGGGGUCGCUCUCCUCUGCUUUCGACAGCGUCGACUCAAGCAACAGCUCUCCGCGAGCUGAUUUUUGGCAGACCAGAAGUCUCGAUGCUGGUGAACGUAGGACGAUACCUAGCACAACCAUUCGCGAACGGGUUGAGACUCCAAAGACGAACGGAUCUAGUCCCUCGUCAGGGCGACCCUCUGCUGAAGCAAUUGAAGAGAUGAAGAGCCGAUUUUUGCCACAAUCACCUUCGUCACCUGGCUCACGAACAAAUGCGAGCAUCGCGUGUUCCUCGUCUUCGCCUUCCUUCUACAAUAAUUCACCUGUAGGCAAACCCUUGGAGGGAUCGCGAAUCCCGCUCUCGAGACGGUCUUGCGGUUCUCCAGCGCUUCGUAGUGUAGCUAGCACUUCAAGCCUGUCAUCUCCGCGCCUUUCCUGGGCUCCAUCUACACCGGAAUUAAUGUCCGAUAUGUCAGACAUUACGACAGAGGCUUCAUCUCCAUCUUCUCCCCUGCCCUUUAGUCCACCAGCACGCCAUGUCGGCAUCUUCGGCAAUGGUAAUACGCUGUAUUCGCCCGACAAACCCAGUGACUUUGUUGAGUCAGAGCAUGACACUCGAGAGGUUAAUUCGACAACAACACCUAUACCAGCCGAACAGACACUCAAUCGACUUUCUAUCUCUUCUACUAUCCUAACACCUGAUUCACUUUGCGCGAAGUGUGGAGGGUCCCUUUCUACAAGCAGAACAGCAGGCCGGUUUGUCACCGUCCCUGAUGCUAAUACUACAGGGCCACCGAAGACAUAUCACCCCGAGUGUUUCAGAUGCGUGAUGUGCGAUGGCCCCUUUAAGGUGUCUGGGAUCGGCCAAGCAGUCUUUGCCAGAGGGGAAGGGGGGGCUUGUCAUGUGGAAUGCACCCCUCAUGAAAAGGCUCGGGUCAGAUCUACAUCUGUUUCAGGUUCGAUCACAUCUGCAUUCCCUUUGUUGCCCUCGCCCUCCUCGCCGUCAGAAUUACGUAGGGGCAUCGAGCGGCCGACGGCAUCGAGUGCCGCAAAGACCGUCACUCGAGCCUCAAUGACAGCCACUACCACUCCCUACUCAUCAUCUCGUCUGGAAAGACCAGCACCCAGGUCGUCUGCGCUUGCAGUACCCACCACGCCCCCUCGUUUUGGCAGCUCGACGACAUGCCCGGCAUGUUUCAAAUCCGUCUCUCUUAUGGAGAUGGGUGUAGUGCCUGGUCCUCAAGGUUCUAGAUGGCAUGCCUCCUGUCUUGUGUGUGGUGGUAAGGGAGCGAAUAAAGGGCGACGUGACAAAUCACAACCUGGUUGCGGCAAGAAGCUGGACUCUGCUGCGAAACGGGAUAUUGAUGGAGGUGUUUGGUGUAGGGAAUGCCUUCUUCUGCUUCCCCUGGAUCUGAGAAACCCUCAAGCAGACUCGCCCACCAAACCACUUGUGGCAUCACUGACGGGUCGCAGCGUAGGCGGUGGCACUUCCACAUCUAGAGCUGUUCAGCCCCAGUUCACAGGUACCACCACAAUCGCCCGUCAGUUUACUGGGUUGCGUGGCAGUGACGCAGCGCUUGCGAGACAAUUGACCGGUGGUGGCUUAAGUCCGACGAAACAGUUGGGCACUGCUACGCCUCGGCCCAGACCCAAGAGCGUGAUUGGCAUGAGAAGUGGAAAGAGCGUAGAUGAGGGUCGGGGGAUGUUCCUAGUUCGGCAAAUGACCAAUGGAGGAAAUUCGUUUGGUGUAUAAACUGUUUAGACUCUAGAGUCUGAACUCAGGACGAUUAUUGGAAUCUAUGAUAUGUACUUUGAUAACAAUAGUGCCGCGUGGCUCACAUGAAAUGAGAAUAGAUUACGGGCC
Suillus discolor is the source of this 3087-nucleotide messenger RNA. RefSeq lists its product as uncharacterized. The coding region runs from base 76 to 2976 and encodes 966 amino acids. The transcript has 4 exons. NCBI's taxonomy places the organism in Eukaryota, Fungi, Basidiomycota, Agaricomycetes, Boletales, Suillaceae. The record is from RefSeq and is a predicted model, not a curated record. Gene Ontology annotation, biological process: actin cytoskeleton organization. Gene Ontology annotation, cellular component: cytoplasm.